Messenger RNA from Anopheles nili, 1142 nucleotides. It is a transcript of the gene Yeti, whose product is annotated as craniofacial development protein 1. NCBI's taxonomy places the organism in Eukaryota, Metazoa, Arthropoda, Insecta, Diptera, Culicidae. The transcript has a single exon. Bases 1 to 879 code for a protein of 292 amino acids. The record is from RefSeq and is a predicted model, not a curated record.
AUGAACCAGGAAGACUACCCUAGCGACAGUGAUGCUAGCGAUGAAGAUUUCCGUCCCGACAAGGAGGAGGCAGAAACCGGAAGUGAAGUCGAAACGGACGACGACGAACCCGCGGAAUGCGAUGAACAACUAGAGAAAAAUGCAGUUGCCCCGAACGGUAUCAAGCGGAAACGAAAGCUACCAGCAAAGGGCAGGAAAAAAUCUAAAACUUCAGAUAAGGCGGUAAAAGCUCAAGAAAAAGCUCAUCAAUCGGAUAACGAAGAGAACGAGGAGCUAAAUGAGGAAGAAGAAAAAAGGAGAACGGAUGCCUUGUGGGCUGAUUUUCUUGGAGGUGGUAGCAACAGCGCUAGCACUGCUACCGAAGCAAAAGACACAACAUACGGGAGAAAUAGCAAAACAAAACCCGAACCCAAAAACCCGGUUGUAGUUACAAAACCGACACCAAAGCCUAGCGAGGUCGAAAAGGAUAAAGCUACAGUUGCGCAGCUCUUUGAGUUUGCCGGUGAACAGAUACUUCUAACCCAGGAAAACAAUAGUAAGUCCGCCAUCAGCAGCGAUAAAGAACAGGUACCAACUUUGGCUUCGGUUUCAAAAACAGUGGCACCGAAAGGAAUUCCUUCGCGUGGGAUCAGCGGUAGCAGUGGUGGUUUGGGGGCAGUAUUAAGUCAAAUUAGCAAGAAAAACAAACUAACAACUCUGGAGAAAACGAAACUAGACUGGACCAGCUUCAAGCGGCAGGAAGGGAUUGAAGAAGAGCUUCAUACCCACAAUAAAGGCAAAGAUGGGUUCCUUGAACGCCGUGACUUUUUAGAACGGACCGAUGUUCGGCAGUUCGAGAUCGAAAAGUCGUUCCGGCAGACGAAACGAAGUAAUCGAUAAUGCAAAAUGUUCAAGGCAUUUAAUUCCAGCUUCGUAUCGCAAAACCUUACAGUACUAUGCUUAGUACAACUCUCCUAAACUCACGUGUUUACAAACUUAAUUGUAAUUUUUUACAGUACUAGAGAUAACUGUGUCUGUCCGUACCAACUAAUGCUUAUCGAAAACAAGUAGGAAUAAGCACAAUAAUCAUCAUCAACCCAACGUAUUUACGGGUGCAUUCUGUAACUCAAUAAAAAGUGACCAAUAAAUAUAUUUUAUUUCAA